CAGCGCCCUCACUGAAAAGUUUAUAGUCUAUACACUCUGCGCAUUUUAACAAACAAGGCUAUCACAAUGGGAGAUCAAGAGCAAAAGGGACGUCAAUUAAUUCAAGAAGCCCAGAAGAAAAUGAGUUCUCCUGCUGGGAGGCUGAGCUCAUUCUUUGGAGGAGCAAUGUCAUCCAAGCUAGAAGAAGCUAGUGACCUUUAUGUCAGAGCUGGAAACUGUUUCAAGGUAGCCAAAAAGUGGAGUUUAGCCGGACAGGCUUUCUGUGAUGCUGGUUUAUGCCAGACAAAGAUGGACACUUCUCACAAUGCUGCACAGCACUAUGUAGAUGCCGGAAAGUGCUUUUGCAAAUGUGAUUGUCCAGAAGCGAUAAGGUGUUACACAAAAGCAGUAGAUUUGCUGACAUCUAAAGGCCGGUUUUCAAUGGCUGCCAAACAUCACAUCACAAUGGCUGAACUAUACGAGACUAAUAUCUUAGAUGUAGAUAAGGCUGUGGAGCAUUAUCAGAUAGCAGGUGACUACUAUGAUGCAGAACAGUCAACAGCCUCUGCUAACAAAUGCUACCUGAAAGUGGCACAAAACUCGGCAAAAAUGGAGCAUUACGAGCGAGCUAUAGAAAUAUAUGAAAAGAUUGGGACUGCAUCUAUAGACUCCACACUGCUCAAGUGGGGAGCCAAGGAACAUUUCUUCCGGGCAGCUCUAUGUCACAUGUGUGUUGACGUUCUCAAUGGUCAGCAUGCGCUGAACAGGUACGAGGAGAUGUUUCCUGCCUUCAUAGAUUCAAGGGAAUGCACAUUUCUAAAGAAGCUGCUUAUCGCUCUGGAGGAGGAAAGCGUCGAGGACUUCACAGAGAUAGUGAGGGCACAUGAUAAGAUCUCGCGGCUUGAUCCGUGGUUCACAACGAUGUUGCUGCGUAUAAAACGCUCUAUCAGUGAGGAGCCGGAUCUACGAUAGAAUGCAGUUUGCAGACAUCGCAACCUCUGAUAGAUCACAGGCGAUGCGCCGAUGGAGAGGGGGAGAAACAUGCUGUGUUCAAAAACGGUUUUAAUUGGUUGGAUUCCUUCGGAGUUUGCACAUUUACACAUACAUGAAUGGCCUAUUGUUUUUCGUUGUUUCUGCUGUGAUUAUCUGUCUAUACAAUAAUGAGUAUUAUAGGUACAGGAUAUAUGGGAGAAAAGGGUGGAUGAAAAAAUUGCAAUUUAUUUUGUUGGGGAUUUGUUGCCAAUAGAGUCGUGUGGUAGAUGUGUCAGAUGUAUAUACGUAUUAAUACUUGUGAAGCAUAUAGCUUUUGUGUAUGUACAUAACUCCUUGUAACUGAGCUAAAGUAAUUGUGUAAUAUGAACAGUAGAAGAAUUAUUAUGAGCUGAUCACUGUGGUUCAUUAUCUAAUGUAGCUGCACUCCCUAGCGAACUUGACCGCGGCCAAUCCGUGGAUAGGCUUUUGCGCGUUGGUAGUAGAAUUUCUCUUAUUUGUUCAACAUGUCUCUUCCACAAUCUACCUUCCUGUGUUUUAUCAGAAUAGGAAAGGGGACCAAGCGAUCCAACAAUUUUGCCAGUAACCCAUUUGUCGCUUCCUCUGUAAUCUCUGACUAACACUGUUUUACCAAUUCCGAAUUCUGUAAUCCACUUUGUGUCGUUUGCCUUUCGGACACUUUUCGCUUUAUAUCAGGUUUAAUCAAGGCAAGUCGCGUUCUCAGGUUUCGCUUCAGGGGUAACUGUUCAGGACUAACUCCUGUCGUUGCAUGAGGUGCGUUCUUGUAGUACAUCAUGAAAUUGUCCAAUUUCAGUUACUUGUCAUCCUUAUAAAACUUGGCAGUUUUCAGCCCGUUCUUGAACGAUUGCACAAAUCGCUCAGCGAAGCCAUUAGUGGCGGGAUGAUAAGGUGCAGAAUUAACAUGUGUUACUCCUUCUGACCAUUCCCAUGAGUGUAGUGGUGCUUUAGGUGCUUCCUUUUGCACCAGUUGACAUCCUGGGCAUGACUUCGCUAUCGCUUCAUCCUGCUAGUCCAUUCUAGGCCACCAGAAGUAUCCGCGUGCAACUGACUUCAUUUGCACUACACCGAGAUGUUCCUUGUAGCUUUGGGGGUAUCACAACUUGAUUUCCCGACAAAACACAAUCUUCAACCAGAAACAAUUCAUUGCGUCGUCUGUAAUCCGCUUCAAAUUCAGGCUCCCGUUUGCUAGGCCAGCCAUAUCGUACAUACAUAACAACAUGCGAUAGUGUCCGGUCACAUCGUGUUUGUUCCUUAAUUUGUUUUGAUAGAUACAGGCAGUACAGCGAAACAGUCAGUGUGGAACAGCUUCCAGUCGUCUGGUUUCUCAGAUUUACUCACUUUGCAUGGCAAAGGUAAUCGCGACAGUGCGUCCGCGUUAGCUUGAUCCACGCUUUGUCGAUAUUGUAUCUCGUAGUCAAAUCCCCUCAAAUAUAUCACUUGUCACGUCAAUCUCGCAGCCGCUGUAGUUGGAAUUUUUUUCGACGGGUUGAACAACCGCGUAAGUGGUCGAUUGCCCGUUAGCAGCGUAAAUUUUCUUCCUAUCAGGUAUGAAAAUUUCUGAACACCUUAGACAAUUCCAAGCGCUUCGUUGUCUAUUUGUGCAUAGUUCUUUUCCGCUAUGGACAAACUGCGAGAUGCGAACGAAUGCGACAGGUCUCUCUUCUCCUCCCAUAACGUGCGAUAAUACAGCACCUAUACCGUAGCUAGUUUUAUCGGUAAUUUUGGAUUGUAGUGUGCCAACACUUGCUCUUCCGCAAUCCUUAACUUGGCCCUUUUGAAAGCGUCCUGGCACUCCUUUGUCCAUUAUCAAGUCUUUUCCCUUUGUAGCAACUGAUUGAGGGGGUAAAUUGCUGACGAGAGGCAGGAAUCUAUGAUAAUAGUUCAACAAACCAAAGAACGAACGAAGUGUCUGGACAUCCGUCGGUGCAGGUGCGUUUACUAACGCGUCCACCUUAUCCUGUGACUUACGCAAACCGUCCCUGUCGAUGAUGUGACCCAUAAAUGCCACACUAGGCUGCAAGAAUUUACAUUUCUUUGCGUUCAGCACUAGCCCGUGUUCGCUAAGCCGUGUGAAGACUCUCUAAUCUUGUCAAGUGCUCCCCAUCGUUUCAGUCAUGAAUAUGUCAUCCUAGAUGAAUUCGACUCCAGGAAUUCCUUGUAGAACCUGUUCCAUUAGCCGUUGUCACAUUCCAGUCGUGGGUUUGGCCCCGUAUUGGAGCCUGCUCACUCGGUACAGACCCUUGUGCGUGUUUAUGAUGGCAAGUCCUUUGACUUAUCGUCCAUUUCCAAAUGCAGAUGCGCAUUUUUCAGAUCGAAAUUGGUAAACUUCUCGCCGCCAGCUAACUUUGCGAAAACAUCCUCAAUCCUGGGCAUUGGGUGUUUGUCUGGGCGCAGCACUGGGUUUAAGGUUACACUGUAGUCUCCGCAUAAUCUUACAUAUUUAUCAGCCUUAAUAAUUGGCACAACAGGCGUGGCCCAAUCACUGAUAAUGUUUAUUUUUCCCAGCUUUUCCAACUCCAAUUCCACCACGGGGCGAAUGGAGUAAGGCACACGUGUUCCUUGCCUUGCAGAAUUUCGGAGUCGCGUUCUCCUCCAGGUGUAGUCGCCCUACAUUCCCCUUUAAAUGUCCAACCUUGUCGGAGAACAAUUCCGGGAACUUUUCGAUCAGAUUGUUAACACGCCCUUGCCUCGUUUCGUCUGUGCGUGACGUCACGUUCGUAGUCGCGUAUACUUCCAUGCCGAAUAUCUCGUUCCACAGUAGUUUGAUCUUUCCCAGCCACGAUAUACCGAAUAAGAGAGGCCCUCCCUUUUCUACAACGUAUAUUUCGUGGUUCACCUCAUGAACAUUGUAGGUAAUGUGCACCUUGUAUGAACCGAGACACUUAAUUCUCUCUCCUGAAUACGUUGCGAAAUCGUCCUUAGCGUCGCCUAGCUUCGCGUUAUUGAAAUACUUCAUGGAAUCUUGUUGGUUCAUGAUGUUGUAUGAAGCCUCCGUGUCCUGUUCCAUUGGAACCUUAACGUCAUUUAGAUUGUGAUCAACGUCAUUUGCCUUGUUGAUGAAUUUACCUUAUUUACUCGCAUGUGCUGAAUGCCGCUGUAUUGUAAAUCAUCAGAUUCAUCUGACUGUUGGUCAACAUUGUGAACCGUUCGCUGUUGUUGUUUUCUGCGAUCGGUUUAUUGGGUUUUCUUCGCCCUGCUGUUUUUCUUUUUGAAACAAGCUUUCUCAAUGUUGGCCUCAACUGAACAAAAGUUACAUUUCGUUUUUGCGGAACCUACAUUUAUCUAAUGCGUGCCCUGAGCCAUCGCACCGGUAACGAUGUGUGUUGUUAGUUGACUUCUAAAAUCUAUGUGUGUGUGCAGCGCUCUUUUUUUUAACGUAAUCUACAUGUGCGUACAUCUAAUAUAUUCUAUUAUUAUUCAUUCCUCAUACCCCGUCAGUAGUUAUAUCCCGCGAAAAACGGUUAAGUUACUAUUAUAGACGUUCAAAUUAAAAACAAUUAGAUUGCACUCGUUUUUUUGCAUUCAUGCAUGAUUGACAUUCUAGUUCAUCUUUUAGCUGAAAGAUUUCCCGUAAAAACGCAUUACUUGCCUAACGCGGGUCAUGACUGUUCCAGAAAGGCGGAACCUAGCGUGAGAACGUUUAAAAAGUUAUGAAAAUAGACAUAGACAAAACAGCGUGCAUUGGCAAUAUAAUGUUAAAUAUGUAUCAGAAUUUGCGAAUUUUGAAAAUGUUUUGUUUGUUGCAGUCUGUAAAAAAAAGAUGCAUCACGAUAAUCGUAUGGUGUUUUUUUCAAGUUAUUGUCAGAACCCUUGUACGAUUGUCACGACUGCAAUAAAAUAAUUUAUUGAA
This is a messenger RNA of Priapulus caudatus, 4840 nucleotides long. Its product is annotated as alpha-soluble NSF attachment protein-like. The record is from RefSeq and is a predicted model, not a curated record. The transcript has 9 exons. Bases 67 to 951 code for a protein of 294 amino acids. Gene Ontology annotation, biological process: intracellular protein transport; SNARE complex disassembly. Lineage: Eukaryota; Metazoa; Priapulida; Priapulimorpha; Priapulimorphida; Priapulidae. Gene Ontology annotation, cellular component: SNARE complex; vacuolar membrane. Gene Ontology annotation, molecular function: syntaxin binding; soluble NSF attachment protein activity.